Arachis duranensis is the source of this 1460-nucleotide messenger RNA. RefSeq names its product putative GEM-like protein 3. Lineage: Eukaryota; Viridiplantae; Streptophyta; Magnoliopsida; Fabales; Fabaceae. The transcript has 5 exons. The record is from RefSeq and is a predicted model, not a curated record. The coding region runs from base 155 to 1177 and encodes 340 amino acids.
AGUUCUUUCUGUUUUACUUUACUUUUGUUUUUGCUUCUCAGCAAAAGAGACACCCGUACUUCUUUACCAAUUCAACACACAACGAAGGCGUUCAAAUCCAAAAUCAACACGCGCCGGCUCACGCGCUACCCUUCACUCCCCAGGCUCCGCUAAGAUGGAACAAACCACGCUGGAACAAGACCGACGACCUGAUCCGAAGGAUCCAACAGCUCACGCCCUGAACGGAAACGCGAAGAGCUCCGAUGAGGCCACCGCAGAAAAGCCACCGGUUUCGUCGGGAUCGGAAUCGAUGCGGUCGACGGAGGGAUCUGUUGAGCACGCAGCUUCACCGGGAAGCGUCAAGAAGUCGGUGCGGUGGAGUCCUGACUUGGUGACCGAAUCAACCUUCGUGUCGAGUCCCGAGGAAUCUCGUUCCAAUCCCUACUUUUCUUCAUCUUCUUCGUUCAACGUCACGGAUAAGGUGGAAACCGUUAGGAAUGUGCUUGGCAGGUGGAGAAGGAAGGUGGGAGAAGCUUCCCGUAAGGCUGAGACUCUUGCCGGAAACACUUGGCAGCACUUAAAAACAAACCCAAGUUUCACUGAAGCUGCUGUGGGACGAAUUGCCCAGGGAACAAAGGUACUUGCAGAAGGUGGUUACGAGAAAAUUUUCCUACGUACUUUUGACACAGUUCCAGGGGAACAUCUUCAAAAUUCUUUUGCAUGUUAUCUAUCCACAUCAGCUGGACCAGUAAUGGGAAUUUUGUAUAUAUCCACUGCAAAACUUGCUUAUUGUAGUGACAAUCCUCUUUCCUAUAAAUCCGACAACCAAACAGAAUGGAGCUAUUAUAAGCUAUUCUGGUUCUGGGAAAAUAACGAGUUUUUUCUUUGGUGGGGAGAGACUAAGAGUUGUCUUUUGAGGUGUCAUUUGCACCAAAAUUUAAUUACCCUGUGUUGUGCUGCUCAAAGACUCACUGAUUUGAACUUUUCAACAACUGCUUGCAGGAAUAAGGUAGUCAUCCCAUUACAUCAGCUAAAAGCGGUUAAUCCUUCGGCAAGCCGAGUCAAUCCCUCUGAAAAGUACAUCCAGGUGAUUUCUGCUGACAAUCAUGAAUUUUGGUAUAUGGGCUUCUUAAACUAUGAAGGUGCUGUUGAAUGCUUGCAAAACUUGUUUGAAGCCAGCAGAUUGCAAUCUGAAUAAUGGUCUGUCUGUAAUAUUUAGACUUUCAUUCACAUUACAUGUGCAUGUUGUUACAAGAGUUAUAGGUUGGUGGAUUCUUUUUUCUUUUAUUUUUUUUCUUUUUGUGUAGCUGUUGAUAAAUGCAUUUGGCACCAUUCAAAGUUUUGCCAAUUUUGUUGAUGUUAUUGUUAACUAAACCACAGGUUGUGUCUGGAUGAAUGGAUCAUUUAAGGGGAUCGAUCCGUUAGAGUAGUUUAGAUAACUAUUUUACAAUUUUAUUUAUUAUUUUAUGGAAUUCUAAUCA